CAGCACUGCAGUUCAUUCAGUAGGUCCAUGAGCACGAACACAGUACCCGAAGUUUGCAGGCGCGGAACUUAUGUGAAGCCGAGCAGCCACCUCAGAAAACUCUGCAGAGGGCGUGUAGGGAGGAAGGAAGCGAGGGAGGAACGGCGCGAGAGACGAGAGGAGUGACAGGCGGCCCCGGCUCCGUCAUCGAGCACCGGCGCACGGCACCACCACACCCCCGCCCGCCCCUGCCUGGCUGCGCUCCAGGCUCCCCAUGUCUCAGAGCAGCCGCGCGGCACCACCACCACCAGCAGCAGCAGCACCCAGUGCCCAGAGCCUGCCCCCCACCUGUGGCUGAGCACGGAGCAGAGCAGACAUCGAGCACCAUCUCCUGAUCGGCAGGCGGCCGCCUCUGACUGCCUCCUCCAAAGGUCCCUUCUCUCCACCCGCCUCCCCACCCCCACCGACCCAACCUGGCUGCCGUCUCCCUGCGCCCCACUCUCCCGACGGUCUGCAAGUUCUGCCGCUGGCCCCCGUGGAGGAUGAGCGAUGUCCCCACGCUGGACUUUGAGCUCUUCUCCCCGGAGCCCCUGCUGCACGCCGCGCCCAGCAGCGCCCCGCCGGUGGUGGGGGGCGACGCCGAGCAGCGCACGGCCUUCGCCUUCGUGGGCCUCCUGAUGCUCUUCCUGGUCUUCCUGCUGGUGCGCUGCUUCCGCAUCCUGCUGGACCCCUACAGCCGCAUGCCCUCCUCCUCCUGGACCGACCACAAGGAGGGGCUAGAGAGGGGCCAGUUCGACUACGCGCUGGUGUAAAUGAGGGAAGGGGAGGGUAUUUGAAGCGGGAGCGAGUGCGGCGGCCGACU
Sardina pilchardus (European sardine) is the source of this 841-nucleotide messenger RNA. Its product is annotated as cortexin-1. NCBI's taxonomy places the organism in Eukaryota, Metazoa, Chordata, Actinopteri, Clupeiformes, Clupeidae. The coding region runs from base 522 to 791 and encodes 89 amino acids. The record is from RefSeq and is a predicted model, not a curated record. The transcript is spliced from 3 exons.